Messenger RNA from Cherax quadricarinatus, 1899 nucleotides. RefSeq names its product protein ABHD1. Gene Ontology annotation, molecular function: acetylesterase activity; monoacylglycerol lipase activity. The record is from RefSeq and is a predicted model, not a curated record. NCBI's taxonomy places the organism in Eukaryota, Metazoa, Arthropoda, Malacostraca, Decapoda, Parastacidae. Gene Ontology annotation, biological process: medium-chain fatty acid catabolic process; medium-chain fatty acid biosynthetic process.
GUCAGUCCGGAGUAUGCCUAAUAAGCGGGAAGAUUGCAGUAAGGUGUAGAGGGCGUGGGCAGUCAUAGUUAGAGAGAAGUGUUAUGAAUCAACUGAGGCCACUUGAUCGUCGUGAUCUGGUAGAGCAGUGUCAGUUUAGCAACGAUCCCGGACAUGCUAAAGCUGCCAGUGUUCUGAACGAAUGUGAGGUGAGUGUGAGCCAGGGAGAGGAUGGACUGGUACAGCCUGUACAGUGAGUGUCCCAGGAUGGUGUUUGGUCUCACCGUGGGCGUCGGUUUUCUUCUUUACUACUACAUAGAGGCCGUCAAGCGGCCGCUACUAGCAUGCAGACGAGGUGCUUGGAGAGUCUUCUUGGAGACCCAGGUGACCACCCUGAGGGAAAGGUACUGGCCCACUCCCUGGUGCUACGAGUCACGCUGCCAGACCAUCCUAGCAUCUGUCCUACGCUCCAGACUCCCCGAUAUAACUUACACACGGGAGUUACUAGAGAUGAAGGAUGGAGGACAGAUAUGUUUGGACUGGCUUGAUGUGACAGUAGUGGAUGACCAGCCCAUCGUCAUCAUUUUGCCGGGUCUGACCGGGUCCUCCCAGAGCGAGUAUGUCAAGAGCUUUGUCCUCGCUGUGCAGGAGACGGGAGCUCGCUGUGCUGUCUUCAACAACCGUGGCCUAGGGGGUGUCCAGCUGAAGACAGCCAGGACGUAUUGUGCAGCCAACAGUGAUGACCUGGAAGAAGCCAUUGAACACAUACGCACGAAGUACCCUAAGGCUCCACUCAUGGCUACUGGCAUCUCUCUCGGAGGCAUGAUCCUGGGUAAUUACCUGGCAACACGAGGGGAGACAGCUGCUCAACAUCUGGUAGCAGCCAUGGUGCUCUCCAUCCCCUGGAAUGUUUUCAUUGGAACAGAGAGCCUGGAGAAGCCACUCUGGAAUCUGUUGCUCAACCGCCACUUGGCUCACUGCCUCUGUGAGUCAGUCAGGAGUAUGAGGAAGCAACUGGAGGGACAUUACAAGUGGGAUCUUGACCAUGUUAUGCAGAGCAAAACUAUUCGAGAAUUCGAUUCAAGAUUCACAGCCGUGCAGUUUGGGUUUAGAGAUGUAGAAGAGUAUUACCGGACUGCUUGCUUGCAUGAUAAACUUGACAACAUAAAAGUCCCUCUUUUGUGUCUCACCGCUGCCGAUGAUCCUUUCCAGCCAAUGGAAGGGAUCCCAAUUGAGGCUGCAAGCAGAUCUAGCCAUGUAGCCAUUGUUGUGACUGCUCGUGGUGGCCACAUCGGCUUCAUGGAAGGAAUCUUCCCCACAAAUACCUAUUACAGUGACCGUAUUUAUAAACAACUAGUCAAAGGAAUUUUCUCCAACCUAAGUGAUAUGAAGAGAAUCAGAGAAGAGGCUGACGAACAUGCAAGACUCAUGGCUUGCAGUGCCAAGGAAACAGUAUCAUAGAACCGAAGAAUUUUGUGAUAGUUUAUUUAUAGAUCAUGUACAGCACAAUUGUUGACGUGUAUUUUACCUAGUAUCAGGUACCUAGUGUGUAAUUAUAUUUCUUGUUGUUUUUCUAGAAAUAUUUGCUGUUAAAUUUAAUGAAUCAUAUGUGAUGUUUAUGAAGCAGAGAUGAAGUUAAUGAAGCAUAGGUAAAGCUAAUGAAACAUAAGGGAAUCACUGUCUCGUCCCUGUAUUGGGUGCUCUGACGUGGUUUAGGACAACACUCCCUGCACGUUAUGCUGCAAGUACUGUAACUGUUCAGGAAAUCUUGGUGCUUAGAGAGGCAGAAUAGUCAACAGGAAGGUUUGUUAGAGCUGAGGCAUUAAUACUGUACAAAGCAUGUGUAUUGCAACAGGUUAGUGAAUGAACAAAAACACUUUCCAUGUAAAAUUAUAAUAAAUCUUUAGGACUAAAGAAAAA